Molecule: messenger RNA, 1804 nt
Organism: Camellia sinensis
Lineage: Eukaryota; Viridiplantae; Streptophyta; Magnoliopsida; Ericales; Theaceae
Product: geraniol 8-hydroxylase
Molecular function (GO): iron ion binding; oxidoreductase activity, acting on paired donors, with incorporation or reduction of molecular oxygen; heme binding
Source: RefSeq, a predicted model, not a curated record
AUGCCAAACCAAGCUCUUAUUUGAAAUCUUAGAUCAGAUUUCCAGGAGAGAGAGAGAGCAAUGGAACUUGCAACUCUCCUCUGCACCAUCACACUCAUCUGGUUCAUCACCACCACCAUCAUCAAACCACUCCAUCGCCGCCGCACUCCUCCCCCAAACCUCCCACCAGGUCCCACCGGUCUCCCCAUAAUAGGCUCCCUCCACCACCUCGGCCGCCAACCCCACCUCUCCCUCACUACCCUCUCCACCCUUCACGGCCCCCUCUUCACCCUCCGCCUCGGCUCCGCCACCACCGUCGUCGCCUCCUCCCCCUCCACCGCCAAACUCAUCCUCCACCACCACGACCAAACCUUCUCCGACCGCACCGUCCCCGACGUCGUCACCUCCCAACCCAACCCCAACUCCACCCUCGCCUGGGUCUCCGGCGACCACCGCUGGCGCCUCCGCCGCCGCAUCUGCGUUACCCAGAUGUUCAAUUCCCAAUCUCUCGAUUCACUCCAACACCUCCGCCAUCAAAAGGCCAAAGAACUCGUUGCCCACAUCUCAAAACACGCUGAUUCGGGCUCUCCGGUGGAUAUUGGCCGGGUUUCCUUCGCUACGACUCUGAAUUUGAUCUCGAGCACCAUUUUUUCUUGCGAUAUGGUGGACUCGGAGUUUGAGAAGGCUCAGGAGUUUAAGGACUUGGUGUGGAGGAUUAUGGAGGAUGCUGGAAAGGUGAACUUGUCGGACUAUUUUCCGGUGAUGAAGCGGUUCGAUUUGCAGGGGGUGAAGAGGCAUAUUAGGCCUGCGUAUUUGAGAUUGCAUGAGAUUUUUGAUGAAGUAAUUGAUAAGAGGGUGAGAGAGAGAGAGGGAUUGGAUUUGGGAGAGAAGAGUGGGGAGAGGAAUAGGGAUUUCUUGGAUGUGUUGCUUGAUCAGUGUGAAGAAGAUGGGUCGGAUUUCAAUCGUGAAACUAUCAAGCCAUUGAUUCUGGACUUAUUCAUCGCCGGAAGCGAUACAUCUGCAAUAACAACAGAAUGGGCAAUGGCAGAACUCCUCCGAAACCCAUCCCUCCUUCAAAAAUGCCGACAAGAACUCCUCCAAACAAUCGGAACCCAACAAACCAACCCCCUCAAAGAAUCCGACGUCCAUUCUCUUCCAUACCUCCAAGCAAUCGCCAAAGAAACAAUGCGACUCCACCCUGCAGCCCCCCUCCUCUUGCCUUACAAAGCACGCAACGACGUCGAACUCCUCGGCUUCACCAUCCCCAAAGACACCCAAGUCCUCGUCAAUGCGUGGGGUAUUGGGAGAGACCCCGAGUAUUGGGACAAUCCAACUUCGUUUAUGCCUGAGCGGUUUUUGGAUUGUGGGGUGGAUUAUAAAGGAAGGGAUUUUGAGUAUAUUCCGUUUGGUGCUGGUCGGAGGAUUUGUCCCGGGAUGCCAUUGGCGACGAGGAUGGUGCAUUUGAUGGUGGGGUCGAUGGUUCAGGCGUUUGAUUGGAAGUUGCCGGAGGAGAUGAGGUCGGAGGAGUUGGAUAUGGAAGAACAGUUUGGAGUUACUUUGAAGAAAGCUGUUCCUCUUCUUGCUAUUCCUGUAGUGGAAUGAAGGGUUGGAUUGUAAAUCUAAUCCUUCUAAGUUUUUAGUUUUAAGUUCUAAGUUUUAAGGGUUGGUUUUAAGUUUUUAAAUAUAGUUUUUGUGUUUCUUAUGUUUAGUGAAUUUUGUUUAUAUGCUAGUGCAUUUGGCUCAGUGAUUGUAUAAUUCUCAUGUGAAGUGAAGUCUCUUUAAUGAUAUAAAUAUUUAUCCUACCGAUUAACAAUAUAUUUUUAUA